This is a messenger RNA of Theileria equi strain WA, 1541 nucleotides long. RefSeq names its product hexokinase 1, putative. The record is from RefSeq and is a predicted model, not a curated record. The transcript has a single exon. Gene Ontology annotation, biological process: glycolytic process; glucose 6-phosphate metabolic process; intracellular glucose homeostasis. Bases 31 to 1491 code for a protein of 486 amino acids. NCBI's taxonomy places the organism in Eukaryota, Apicomplexa, Aconoidasida, Piroplasmida, Theileriidae. Gene Ontology annotation, cellular component: cytosol; mitochondrion. Gene Ontology annotation, molecular function: ATP binding; D-glucose binding; mannokinase activity.
ACAGGUAUCUUGUUUGUGUUCUAGACCAAAAUGUCAGAUGGACCUUCUGUCUUAAGGGAAGCUGCUGAAAUUUAUCGCGGCGAUUAUGCCGCGCCCAGGAUGUUGGAGCCAGACCUCCAUACACGCCUGGAGCAAAUUAUUCUGCAGCUGACUAUCCCUAUAAGCGAACUCAAGGUUAUAGCUCACAACUUUUACUCGGAGCUGAUGAACGGCCUGAAGGCCCACAAACGUCAUAGAAACUUGUGGCUUCCAAAUGAGUGUUGCUUCAAAAUGUUGGAUUCGUACAUUGCAAACAUUCCUACCGGAAAGGAAUGUGGUUCGUACUAUGCCAUUGACUUUGGAGGCUCGAACUUUAGGGCUGUGAGAAUCAAGAUUAACGGCGAUGGCAAAAUGGAACGUAUUCAAUCCUCCUUCAGUUUGAGGUACUCGUCAGCGCUGGGACCAAAAGGGCUCCUGGAUCAGAAUGCAACCGCAACAGCAUUGUUUGAUCACUUUGCUACGGAGAUUGGAACCGUCAUUAAGCAGUCUGGCGACCCUCUAGCACCUGAGAAGCCUCUCAAGGUCGGAUUCACAUUCUCGUUCCCAUGCACUAUGCUCUCGAGGAAUACAGCAAUUCUAUUGGAUUGGACCAAAGAUUUUGAAACAGGACGUGGGACUGACGAUCAGGUAGAGGGGAAGGAUGUCGGAAAAUUGAUGGACGAGGCCUUCAAGAGGAGUAAUAUCAAUGCAAAUGUUUCCAUCAUCUUGAAUGACACGGUCGGUACUUUGCUGUCAUGCGCUUACCAGAAGCCUGAGGAUUACCCAGAUUGUAGAGUAGGUGUUAUAUUAGGUACUGGGUUCAAUAUUUGUUAUGCCGAGGACGACUAUGCAAGUUUUGGUUAUGUUGGAAAAAUUAUAAACAUCGAAUGUGGUAACUUUGAUAAGGAGUUACCCAUAACUCCGGUCGAUUAUGAGAUAGAUUACUACACCUCAAACUCUGGUCGUGGGCUACUCGAGAAACUUGUUAGCGGUGCGUACCUCGGAGAGAUUAUAAGGAGAUAUAUGAUCUUAUUCCUGAGAGACCAAACCCCGGAAUCAAUGUGGCAUGUAGGUACAUUCACUUCUAUUGAUGGAAGUGAAAUUUUGAAUGAUGCAUCAGAGGAUUAUAAAGUCGCAAAAGAGGUGGCAUUACGCACAUGGGGAGUAGAGUUUCCUUAUGAGGUCCUUGUUGGUCUUCGUAAGAUUUGUGAGUCUGUCUUUGGUAGAUCUGCUGGUCUUGCCGCCGCUGCAAUCGCUGCCACUGCCAGGAAGGCACGUGCCUACGUUACGGCUAAAGCAACUGUUGCUAUUGACGGGUCUUUGUACGUUAAAAAUGAAUGGUAUAGAGAGAAGUUGCAGGAAUACUUGGAGAAAGUCACCAGAUCGGAUCUCCGUGGUAAUGUAGUACUCUUGGCAUCUGAUGAUGGAUCGGGAAAGGGAGCGGCCAUCGCCGCUGCCAUGUUCGAUAAUUAAAAGAUACUAAAUAACGCUUGUAUAUGUAGUUUAAACUUCUUAUAUGUAUG